AACCAUGUCUGAUGCCAUAUAUCCGUACAAAAAAUGUGUUGAGUGCGUCGUUAAAUAAAACAUUUCCUUCCUUUCCUGUCACUUUUUGUCUAUGUAUGUAUCACUGUUUCUUUUUCUCCCUAUCCCUCUUUCUGUCGUUUCUUUUUUUCCCCUCUGCAUCUUCUGUUUUUUUGUGGGGUUUUUUUUAACUACUAUAGUUUUGUUUCUCUCGGGGGUUUUUCUUCUCUUUCUUCACCUGUUCCUCACCCUCUGCUGUGUGUAUGCCUCUGCUCUCUCUCUCUCUGUCUCUGUCUCUGUCUCUGUCUCUCUCUCUCUCUCUCUCUCUCUCUCUCUCUCUCUCUCUCUCUCUCUCUCUCUCUCUCUCUCUCUCUCUCUCUCUCUCUCUCUCUCUCUCUCUCUCUCUCUCUCUCUCUCUCUCUCUCUCUCUCUCGCUCUGUCUCUCUCUCGCUCUUGCUCUCUCUAACGUAGGCUGUACCUCCAUCAAGAUCUGAUCUGUCCACUCCUGAGAACAGAAUGAGUCUGCUAGUGGACUGGUAGUGAUUCGAAUCCUACUACUUCGAACCAAGCCCCCACCACAGCCCCGAGUGUCCCCAUUUUCGAUUGUGUCUAUAACACAGACCAAUAACAUAUACAGUACGGUAAGUUCAGUAUCGUCGUGUGACAAAGCACGUAAGAUGUCAUGUCGUGAGAAAACUGUUUUCCUGUCUCACUGCAGGGGCUCCCGUCUCUUACUAUUUUGAAAUGCUAACAAACUUUCAUCUUUCUUUACCUUUAACAAUGUUUGUUGUUUGAGACACUACAGUGUUUCCUUCUGUAACCAACAUAUUUAUUUUAACAGUCCAUUGUUAAGUUUUUUGUGUUAGAGAAAUGAUAUUACAGUGGUAAAGGUUUUCUAAUUUACUAAUCUCCAGGCAAUAUUUAGGAUUUAAUUUUCAAAGUGUUUUGGAUCAGAACAGCGAUGACAGAAAUCAUGGCACCGAAGGCUAUUGCUGUUUGAAAGGGACUACCUUCUAGAGAAUCGACCGUUAUCAAAACGUUCUAUUCCAGCCAAAAUGGGGUCAUUCUGGGGUCACAUCGAUGAAGGCCUGUUCUUUAUUAUUAUCGCUCUCUGGUGGAUGGUUCAUGGUUUUAAAGACUACAUUAUUAGUCAAAGCCGCGGAGAAGAGUUUCGACCUCAGAUCAGCUACGUUUUACCAGGAAGACGCAAAAUACCUAUAGAAAUUAUUUUCAAGAUUUGUUUCCCUGUUAUAGGUUUUAUAGGCGAGGUAGUCGACGGGGGCGCCUACUUUCUGGACGAUGAGGGCAAUUUCAGAAAACUCAUCUACAUCCAACACAUGACCAUAUACGGGAUGUUCAUCCUGCAUGCGAUCUCUGACCUCAUGACGUUUUGCGGCGUGCCGUUACCCAGGGACACGAACUACAUGACAGUAUGCCUGUCGUUCGUGUGGUACGGCGUGGCUUUCUACUACCACGCCUACAUGCACGGCAAGGAGCCGCUCGAGCAGGUCGUCCACGUGUUGCCCGUCUACGCCAUGUUGGCCGUCGCCGCGGCCAUCUUGUUGGAGAAGCAUUGGAAGAGUGGGAUCUGGACGUUCUUGGUCAGAAGUUAUUUCGUAUUGACCCUUGGAACGUGGUUCUCUCACGUGGCAUUCAUGCUGUACGUCCAUGACAGAUUUCCAGGUGGAGAAGCUUCUGUACGGAGUCCACAUGAAGUUCACGUACUUUGAGGACCAGGAUCAACACCAGGACAAGGAGGAGAUCCAGACAUAUAAGUACAGGUCUGUUAGGUUGAAAGGGCUGUCUGACCACGACAAAGAAGAGAACCUUCUACUUGAGGAUUUUGAAUUGUAGACGUCAAGAUCCGUGCUAGCAAAACUUUAAAGUAUAAAUUCCAGGAUUUAAUAACCGAGGAGAUCCAGAUAUACAAGUACAUAUCUGUUAGGUUGAAAGGGCUCUCUGACCAAGACCAAGAAGAAAAUCGUCUGCGUAAAGAUUUUGAAUAGUAGACUUCAGGACGUGUGCUAGUAAAACUUAAAAGUGUUGAUUCAAGGCUUUAAUAAGGAGCAGAUUUUAAUAAAGGAGGAGAUCCAAAGAUAUCUUACAGGUCUGUUAACAUGAAAGGAUUCUCCAAUCAAUGCAAAUAACAAAAUCUUCUGCUUAAGGAUUUUGAAUUGUAGACGUCAAGAGUCGUGCUAAUAUGAUUUAAUAUAGUCUUGCCAGUACAAGUACGAUGCAGUUGAAGUCAGAACAUGUUGCUAAAGUCUUCAGUUUGCUUCUCUCUGGCUUUAACAUGCAGUAAGCACGGACUCUGAAAGAUGACAAGAAGUCUCUUGUAUCAUGAUGGCUACGUUUUAUAUUAUGUCCACUAAAGGGUGUCUUUGGAUUUUGUAUCUGCCCAUCGGCAAUACACGUAUCCUACGCCUAACUGCAAGAAAAUAGUAGAAGCACCUUUUUUUAAUAAACACAUUUCUUGUGCAGUUAGAUGGAACUAAGUUAUUUAAUCUACUUUAUAACAGAGAGGAAAGUAAACACUACGACAAAACGUUAAUUAAAAGACAUCUCUAGCACAAUACGUUUUGGAUAAUUACCUGUACUAUUUGGAUAUAUAUAACUCGAGAAGUUAAAGGAGAUCUAAAUUAACGCUUUUUAUUAGCAUUUGAGCAUUUUUAUACUUAUAAAGUCACGAGCGAACUGCUAUAACAUUAUGUAAGUUAUAUAUUUGAGAAAUAUCGGGGAAAACACGUCUACUGGAAUGUUUUCUUCCAAUAAUAUAUUACCUUUUUAGUAUUUUGUGCUUGUCAUUAUUGUAAUACUCGAUGAAAACGACUUUGUCAUAAUUCUAUACCCGUUUAUUUUGUUAAGUUGCAAUCAAACUGGCGUUAAUAGACUAUGCAGUAAUAAUCAUAUUCCGUUAAUAUUUGUCUGUUUUUCUUUUUGAUGAAUCUAAUCGUUUUAUAUUCUGUAGACAUUUGAAUUAUAGCUGUUAUAUAUUUUUAAAUGAGACAAAUACAUUCUUCAACUGGU
Messenger RNA from Gigantopelta aegis, 3024 nucleotides. Its product is annotated as transmembrane protein 45B-like. The transcript is spliced from 5 exons. The coding region runs from base 1053 to 1727 and encodes 224 amino acids. The record is from RefSeq and is a predicted model, not a curated record. NCBI's taxonomy places the organism in Eukaryota, Metazoa, Mollusca, Gastropoda, Neomphalida, Peltospiridae.